This is a messenger RNA of Pyrenophora tritici-repentis Pt-1C-BFP, 933 nucleotides long. RefSeq names its product DUF936 domain containing protein. NCBI's taxonomy places the organism in Eukaryota, Fungi, Ascomycota, Dothideomycetes, Pleosporales, Pleosporaceae. The record is from RefSeq and is a predicted model, not a curated record.
AUGGACAACCUUGCAGACAUUGAACAGAUCGUACACGAUCUCAAGGUGGACAGAGACACUUGGCACGCAGUUGCCCUCCAAUACCGGGCUGCAUUCGAAGCCCAGACGACCCGCCUCAGCGAGCUCCAGGAUGUGUGCUUCGCCACGCAAGCCGAAUUGGAAAACGAACGAGUACAGCAGCGUCGACUACAGGUCACGUCGAACCAAAGCGAGAACUACCUUCACAGCACCUUUGAUGGGGCUGGAGACCACAAGCUGAACGGUUCUUUCGGCACAGCGGCUAUCCUCUCACCUAGGAGGAAUGAUAACGACCGCACCCAAAAACCAUCGGAUGGAUACGCAAAUCCACUGUUCAAGCGAGUGCAGGAGUGCGCAGCCCAGAAGAACUAUGGAACCGCCCUAGUCGAGGUUGAACGACUACUGCGCGGUCCUCUGAGCUCCAAAGCCCGCGCCGAAGGACUAUUGUUGAAGAGCAACGUCCUGCGAGCCUCUGGUCCCGAGGAACUAUUCGACGCGCUGGCUGCGUGUAGCGAGGCUGUGGAAUUGUGCGAUCGUAUUUCCGAACUGGAAACCUUCCUACCGAGAAUACAAUACCAGCGUGGCUUACUGUAUCAGGAGCUGCGCAUGCUCCGUGAUGACAAAGAAGUGGCCAGCACAGUCAGUGAUGACGGUCUACUAUCUACUGAGGCUAGUGACUUUCGCAAGUCAAAAGAUGAUGAUCUGGAUUUACUGCGCUUUGCUAAGCGUCGGUCGGGCUUCGAUGAGAACCGUACCAUGGAGGGCUUGCUUGCACGUUUGGAAGAGAAGGAAUUCGAGAGCAAACGCCGGCGUGUGAGUACACAGCUUAGGCAGCGCGCUGCAGCGAAAGCGAGGCGAAUGUCCCUACCCUACCGCUGGGUGAAGUCGAAGAGCGAAGAAUAUCACCUAGUUUAG